AUGGUGAAACCAGUCAUUGUAACAUCAUCACUCAUUCCAAAUCCAUCUAUGCAAGAAACUUGCUCGAUGAACGAACAUCGCGAGCCUUCAACGCGUAGUCUUACGCAAUCAAGUGAUCAACGACGACCUUUUUAUCCUGCGCAUCGAGAGUAUAAUGAUCCAUGUAACUUCAUUUUCGAUGAGCAGAGAGAUCUUCUUAAUCAAGAUCUAGAGAUGUUUUGGGCUCAUCAGAAUUCCUCAGAAUUACAUAAAAAGCCUGAUUUACCUCUGGCUACAGUUAAAAGAGUUAUGAAAUGUGAUCCUAAUGUCAAGAUGGUCAGCUGGAAGGGUCCUGUUCUUUUGGCUAAAGCUUCUGAAAUGUUCAUUCAAGAGGUAACCCUCCGUGCAUGGAGGCAAACUCAAUCGCGCUCUCGCACAACCAUUCGCAGUUGUGACAUACAUGCGGCCUUAAGAAGUUCAGUUAUUUAUAAUGAAUUGGUUAAUCUUUUAUCUCCACAAGGUACAACACAUCAGCAAAUGCUCCCACCUGAAAAUGUGAAUGAGCCGAAUAUGAAAGUUCCAAUAGAUAUAGACCAGAUUCAGCAGCAAAGCCUUUUCAAUCUAAAAGCUGAUCAUUUUAUUGAGAUUGGAGAGUUUGAGCUCGACCCUAUGAUCCAGUGAAAAUUGUCUUGGUGGAAGCUGUUCUGGAAGAGAAACUUAGUUGAAAG
This is a messenger RNA of Capsella rubella, 707 nucleotides long. Its product is annotated as nuclear transcription factor Y subunit C-10. NCBI's taxonomy places the organism in Eukaryota, Viridiplantae, Streptophyta, Magnoliopsida, Brassicales, Brassicaceae. Bases 1 to 660 code for a protein of 219 amino acids. Gene Ontology annotation, cellular component: nucleus. The record is from RefSeq and is a predicted model, not a curated record. The transcript is spliced from 7 exons. Gene Ontology annotation, biological process: regulation of DNA-templated transcription. Gene Ontology annotation, molecular function: protein heterodimerization activity.